Messenger RNA from Exaiptasia diaphana, 3794 nucleotides. Its product is annotated as cilia- and flagella-associated protein 61. The coding region runs from base 100 to 3681 and encodes 1193 amino acids. The transcript is spliced from 39 exons. The record is from RefSeq and is a predicted model, not a curated record. Lineage: Eukaryota; Metazoa; Cnidaria; Anthozoa; Actiniaria; Aiptasiidae.
CAAGAUGGCGCCAAAAUACAGAAAUGAUCGCUAACAUGAUUUAGCUCACAAAAACCUUGAAAAAAUUCACUAAAAAUCAAUUUUUAUAAUCUGUUCAAUAUGGAUAUGGAAAAUCCAGAGGUUAUUCAAGCCAGAAGAACAGAGUCGUUGGAUGCUCCUGAAAUCAUCAAACUUGUUAGUCCAUCGACAGAGAAAUUGUUUGGCCGAGUAAAUGUGGUYAAUGUUAUUGAAAAAGCAAACUUAGCUGUUACCUUGGUCAAUGCCAGCAAUGAAGUGAUAGCAUUUGCUGCAUUUUUUGAUUAUCCAAACAUUCCAAGUGUUGACCAAUCAGACUGGGAAUCCUGGCUUCAUGACAAGUAUGACACAUCAAAGUCAACACCACUCAAUAGUUUAUUCCUGAAUUACUUUGUGGCCAAACCUGACUUUGCAUAUGGCAGUGCACUGGAAAUAAUAAGAACUGUAUUCAAUGCAGUUCCCUUUUUGCAUUACUUAUUCCUCGUUCAUCCAAAAGGAUUUGAUAAAGGUUCAGCUUUGUUUGAAGUGUUCUCUUCACUGGAAURCAACCCAAAUUUUGGUGGAAAAUUGAAUUUUGAAGUUAAAGUUUGUCAUCGACAUGAGCAUUGUCCAAAGCUACAUAUCCGUCAUGCCAGGGUUGAAGACCAUGAUGACUUGAUGCCAAUUUUCAAUCAACAAAACAAAAUUUUAACAUCAAUGUAUGGAGACUUUUUCUUAGCUGAACUUAUUGAGGCUCAAGAUGAAGAAAAUAAGUGUUUAGUAGCAGAUGUGGAUGGCAAAGCUGUAGGUUUUAUGAGUGUGUGCUCAAAGGUAGACUGUGAAAUACUUAACAGGUGUUUUGACCUUGGCCCGUUUCAUGGUCUCAAAAAGGUACCAGAAGCUGAUACAACAAAACUAAAAGACACCAAAGGAACUGCUUCACAGAAACCAGUAGAACCUGUGGAUGCUGWCAUUUCAAUGACAAAAGAAGAAGAAGAGGAAGGAGAUGAAUCAGUGUUUGUUGAGAAACUCAGUGAAGAGCACAUGAGGAGGAGGUCAGAUUCUUCAGACACAGAUACUGAAUCAGCCAGACAGGUUACACCAUAUAAUGGAGAGGACUCUGCAUUCUGUAUUCAACUCUUCUGUAUUGAUGAAAAGUUUGAAAUGAGGUCACUUGAUUUCCUUCCAGCAGCAUUUGCUCAGUUUGAGGACAAAGACUACUGCAUUCUAACCAUGCCUCAUCUCGUAUCUGAGUUUCCUUUGCUACAGUCAUUCACGAGAGUUACUCCAAAGAGAUGCAGUACAUUGUCCCAGGAGUUGUAUGUUUAUCAUCGAUGGGGUCUGAUUGAGUCAUUCACUGUCMAACCAUGUACAUCGUCAGCCAUGAAUGGGAUCAAGCAAGUAGUGCAAAACCUCAAUGGACAUGAGAAAAUACUAAGUGAUAUUGAUCAGUAUACAACAGCAAGACGAGAUGCAGAUGGAACAGAAAUACAAGCAUUUGUUGCUUGGUCAAUGGAUCAGGUGGUGGGCGUGGCAGUUUUGAGAAGGGAAGAGAACAUUGAAUUCAUUCGUUCACACUACAGUAUUGAAGACUUUGUGUACUUCARUCACCAUCUACGUGAGGAACAUGGACAUCUCCACCAUUUCGUUCUCAACCCAGUGUUUCAGCAGUACUCCAAACACUUCCUCAAGGAAAUUCUAAGGCUGUCUCAUAAGUCAUGCCUGUAUUAUCCCGUCUUUCCACAUUACUCCWCCCUUAAGGGAACCAAGCCACAUACAACAGUGACAGCCCUGAAUGAUUUGGUAACAAUAAAGGCUCGACGCCAAAUAAUAUAUCCUGUCAAACAGCUUGGAAUCAAUGCUCCAUCAGACCGUGUACUUCAAGAAAUGGAACCAUUUGCAUUGAAUCAUUUGAACAGGAAGCUUACCCUGGAGCCAAAGGUUGCUAUCAAUGCUCGCGUGGUUGUUGUGGGAGCAUCAGAUGUUGGCUUGUCAUUCCUACAAACCUUUGUAUUUUGCCCACAUUUGAGAUUCAAUAACCUUACAUUGAUCUCACCAAAGGGAUUACCUGGACAAAUAGCACCAGAACCUGAUGUUGACCAAUGCUUACCGUCCAGUUUGUGUUUCACAGACCAAGAUCAUGCACAUAUAUCUUUACGUACCUGGAUCAAUGUUGUAAAAGGGAAAAUGACGAGAAUUGACAGGACCAAUAAGAUAGUCUUUGUUAACAAUGGUCACAAGGUUCCAUAUGAUUAUCUGGUAUUGUGUACUGGCCAGCAAUUCCAAUUACCAGUACCCACUGGUGCUGACAUUAGUACGUUGGUAACUACAAGUGAAGUUGACAAACCACGGUCUACCAUCUACAAGGGCACAUUACCAGCCAAUGUCUUCACUAUCAACUCAAAAAUUGAUGCAUCUCAAGCUGUCACCUGGGUUAAGACACAUUUUUUAACAUCUGAAGGAAAUGCUUUGGUCUAUGGUUGCACUAUGGCAGCAUAUACUAUGGUUCAAGGGCUACUGCACGUUGGUGUCCCAAGUAGUCGCAUCAUUAUGGUUCAUCCUCCGCCACCGAUACCAUCUUGUUUUAAUAACUUAGACAUUGAUGAAGCAAUUGAGCAGUCACUUAAAGAACUUGGUGUACAAGUACAUGUUGGAUUUACUCUUGCCCAGUGGAAUGAUGGGAAACUUGACACGCCCUUGAGCUGUGCUACGUUUACUUCAGAUAAUAAACCGCUAAGGGUCGACUGUAAGGCAUUCUUCUGUUUCCAAGAGAAAAGAGUGGAUUAUCAGGCUUUCAAAGCCAUUAAUGACAGCUGUUUGGUGUUCGAUGGCCGACUUGUCAUCAACGCUAAUUUUAACACUAAUGAUGAAUUCAUCAGAGCUGCAGGUCCKCUGACCAAAUAUCAACGCAGAUACCAUUCUGAAUCCUGGACACAUGCUAGCUAUAAUUCCAAAGAGAUUGGGGCCAAGCUGGCACAUUCUAUGUUGGUUCUGUUUGAUCCUACACUAGAAGGGUUUUCCCCAGAACCUGUAUCGAUUGAUGAUGAUCAACUGAUACCAAUAUACAAGCAGGCUAAAAUGUGUAGUGCUGUUCUUCCAGGUGGAUAUCAAUACCUACACGUAGGAAAACCCAGUCUCAACUUACCACUUGACUCGCUUAUGGUUCAACCAGAAUACGGACGUGAAUUGGUGACCGGAAGCGCCAAACAUAGUGAUUCCCAGGCAGGGUAUUUUAGACUCCAUGUAAAUCAGUACCGGUCUGUGGAAACUAUUACUUGUCUUAGCAAACAGCCCAUCGAUACAAGCAACCUAGUUUGCCUCUACGGACUUCAYGAGAGAUAUCUUAAUAGUCUCUUACAACGUUUUGAUGAGGACCUCAUCCCUGAUUUCUACAGCUUCUUCCGAGAGUCUUGGUGCCUUGCUGUCUUCCACGAUAGAUUUAACGACUUUAGAGAAGAAGUAAGGGAACACCUCAUCAACAAACCGGAGCAAGAYGUCCAUUCUCUUGAGGAGAAAGUACGGAAAAUGAUCGAUGAAGAUUUAGCGUUGUCCAAGGAACAGAGAAGAAACCUUGCUGACGCGUACGUGGCAUCUUCAGCCAAGAAGACAAUCGAGCAACGAUUGUUAAGCUUUUUAUCGUACAACUCGUAUCACUUGCCCAUGUACGCCAAGCAAGGAAUGGUUUAGUGUUUUGAAAUAAGUAAAGWACACCACGAAACCAACGGUUCAUUGUUUGUAAAUAUUAAUUUAAGUAGAAUGAAAUGUAUUUGGAGUGAAUAAAGAUAAUGUAUUAAUUUUCA